Messenger RNA from Podarcis raffonei (Aeolian wall lizard), 4351 nucleotides. RefSeq lists its product as uncharacterized. The coding region runs from base 185 to 2689 and encodes 834 amino acids. The transcript is spliced from 8 exons. Lineage: Eukaryota; Metazoa; Chordata; Lepidosauria; Squamata; Lacertidae. The record is from RefSeq and is a predicted model, not a curated record.
GGAAGUCUCUCAUUGGGUCCGCCAAACAUCACGUGCUCUUCUGAGGGGUGAGGUGGGGUUUCCCAGUGAGGAGUGCCCAGAGGCGUCCAAGAUAGCAGAAGUGACCGGAAGCUCAGAUUUGUUUCGCACUAGUGUUAGUCACAGCCCUCUAAGGCUGAGGGACCUGGAUGUUGCCCCAUUGAAAAUGUCCAGACUUUCUCCCCACAGAAGCAAACAAGAGAAAGUCAGAGCCAUUGGCCUUCUUGCCAGGAGCCUCAGUGAACGGCUAGAAAAUGAGACCAAAAGGCUGAGGGCCAAAAACAGGCCACUUGAAUCUUCAGGGGACCAAGGGUGGCCAACGCGACCCCCAUCUCUGUCAGAGGGACCUUCUGCCACCUCAAAGCCUGAGGCUCCACCUGCAGCAUGUGAAAAUACCUUUUGGGAGCCCAACUAUUUCCGUAGUCCAUCACUGCAUGCUCAGGAGAACUCUCUCCUUCCAGAAGGAGCAGCAGCAACCCAGGCUGCCAUGGAGAGGAUCUGGGCCUUCUUGUCCAUUGCCAGAGUUCACGGUGAGGGACCGCAGUGGGAUCUUUACUCUGAGGUGGAAGAGCAACAUGCAGCCAGUGCAAAAAACAUCAAGGAAAGGUGGAAAGGUUUUCUUGCAAGUAGGGAACCUCAAAGAGGACCCUCCCCUGAGACGCCAGGCGCCUCACCUGCCACACCACAUCUGCAGUUCCUCACCCGAAGGCCACAAACCAGCCCCUUGAUGGAAACCUGCAUUGCCCCCCACCAGAAUUUCAGAAUGGAAGACCCCAGGGAGAAGCCCUAUCAUGGGAAGAUUCAGGGGCUCCAGCCUAAGGCAUCUGCUGGCAGCUUUCCCCCCCAGGGGCACCAGGUCUCUGGCCUAAGGUCCCCUCCCACCAACCAGCUCCUUGGCAGAACCAUCCCUGCAAAAGAAUCCGGCGAAAUGAGUGAGACAACGGAUCCCACCAGCCAGGAUGCUGGAGAACCAGCCUGUUUUGAAAGCGCUCUUGUGCUGGGGAAGGAGGAGGAGGAGGGGGGCAAGAAGGAGACCUCUGGUCCAGGAUCCUUCAGUGCAGCAUCUUCAGGAAGUUCAGGAGGCAGAAGCAGCCAACGACGACUCCAGGAUGAGGCUUACAACACCCUUGGCAAUAAGUGUGGGAAAGUGUUGUCACACAGGGAUCAAGUGAUGGCAGCAGCAUCCCCUGGUUGGAAGCCACAGCUGGGGUGUCAAGAGGCUGAGCAUCUUAAUUCUUCCAGGGAAGGAUCUGCAGGUCCCAUCCUAGAGCCUGGUGGCUUGGAGAUCACAGGUCAUGUGGAAAAUGAGGAAGAGCAUUGCAUGGAGAACGUUUGCCUGACAGAGAAUCCCAAAGAAGAUAACAAUCCUUGUAGUUCCGCCUCCGACAGGAGUCCAGGGAGUUUGUCUUCUGCGACAUCCUCUGCCAAAUCAUUUGGCUUUUCUCAAAUGCUGGAGAGUCCCAGGUCUCGUUCUGAAUUUCUUAAGGCCCGUGCGGUUCUAGUCAAUAUCUCCAGAAGCUCCCUUUCUGCCUCCGAUUUCGAAGAGGAAGAUUCCUCUCAAGACACGGAUGUGAGCCUGCCAGAGGAAUUUGCCUUCCAGGAACAGCCCCCUGACAGUUGUAGUGGCAACAGGAUUCCUACAAUCUCUGCUGUGUCACAGGCAGAAACUGGUGUGGAUGGAGAGUUGCUGUCAUCUGGCAGCAGACACCACUUCCGAGCUGCUUCUUGGAGUGCCCAUUCAAAUCAAGAUGGCAUGCCACCUAUGAGCAGCCAGGAAAAGGCCCCAGAAGGCAGGCCAGAGAGUGAAUCUGAUUCUGUGGUAUUAUCAAACAGUGGAGGGCCAAGACCCCUUCUCUUUCAAGCCCAGACACCAGAGACCAGAGAAGAGGCAAACUCUUCCAGUGUUUCAGACCAGUGGCCUCAUGCAAACAGCAAGGGCAAGAUGUUGUUUCAUAUAUGGGCUGGGGCAGAGAAGAGCACUUCCUCACCUAGCUGUGCCUUUCAGCAUCCUGAGGGUCAGGACCCUUUAUCAACCCUCAGCAAAGCCGAAGGGGAUGGUGAAGAUCGAAACACAUCCAAAUUUAAAAGCCAACAUGGGCCUGUAAGAGAAGCACCUAAAGUGUCUUUGAAAAGUGUGAAUCCUAUCACUGACCAGCUCCAGGAUUCAUGUGGUUCCUCCAAAUCCCAGUCCGUUUUGGAGAGUGCCAAUAGUUAUACAGAAAAUUCAGGUGAUGAAAGUUGCUCCAGCAACAGCAGGCCGUGUGAAGGUGCUACUGCACAGAUCACUGGAGUAUCUCUGGGUGAUGAAGAGGAUAGCACCUGUUUGCAUUCCCCUGAACCCACAGAUCUGGCAUCAGAAGGAAAUCAAAAUGCAAUACGUAGUCAAAGCAAAAAGGAAUCUGGGGUGGCAGUGCCUGGUUCUAGUUCCCCCAAACCUGUGGAGGAACCCCAAGUUAAGAGCUGCCUUUUGCAAAGCGACGAAGGGACUUUCAGCGAUGAGCUUCUGUCUCAAAUGAAGGAAGAUCUGUUAUCACCUGUUGACGAUUUUCUGACAUAUGGAAGCAAUGAUAUGCCAUCUCUGACUGAACAAGAUGUCUCCUUUUCCUCCCAAGACGAGGAUCUUCCCGCACCCCCUGAGUCUCCACCAGAGCAACUUCUGUUCCCUACAUGAAAUACCUCCAUGGAAACAAAUGACCUGUCCUCAUCUGAAGUGUGUAGGCCAGAGGAGGUUCAUAGAAUCAUAGAACUGUAGAGUUGGAAGGGAUCCCAAAGGGCCACCUGAUCUGAUUCCUGAAAUACAGGAAUCACAGCUAAAGAAUCGUACAGCAUCUACAGUUGUUAAGGUGGGCAGGGGGGAAAUAUCAUUAAGUGGUCCAUCAAGACCCUUAGCAAUUUUCAAGUGCUUUGUUGGUGUGGGGAAAAGUUUGACCCAUAUGUUUUUCUUUUUCUUUUUAGGAAUGGCAUAAUCAAAAGCCAGGGUGGCAUUUUAGGGGGGCGAUUUAUAGUUUUAAAAAAUUAACGAAGAGGAUAUAAAGGACCCAUCUCGAGCAAGUGGUGCAAUUGGAGAGCGGCCCUUUAGAACAGAUUAAUCAGGAAGCUGAGCCAGGGAAGGAGUUAGCUAUAAAAUAACGGAUUGGAGAGUCAAAAUGGGGCUUGCGGAACACGGGAGACAUAUUAAACUCCCUUUACCAUUAUGUGCCCAGCACUCUCCAGGCUGACAGCCAGAUAUAUCGUUACCAGCGAGGCCUCCGUCUCGUGAUUCUCCUUCUUUCAAGGUCUAAUAUUUUCUUUGCCGUGCCUUUGAUCAAUAUUAACCUCUUGGGUCAAUAAAUCUUAGUAGCGGCCUCCAGAGGAGUCAUUAGCUUUCAUAGGAAAUGAUUAUUUCUCCGUUAAACUCUGCAUUUCAUUUGCCCACCAUCCAUCUUUUUCAGACACUGACGCACGCAGCAAUCCUUCCUGAAAACAAGGGCCUCUAUGAGGUAUAAACAGCGUCCUGUUCUCCAUCCCUUGAAAUGCUUUGGGUUCAUUUAAAUUCUGUUCAGGGACCACAAAGUGGUUUCCUGCACUGAGAACAGUUUUAAAAAGAAGCAGCGGCUCACAUGGAAGCAGAGAAAUCUCUUGGUUAAAACUUGAAAUGAAAAAGGGUUCCACACCAGACAUUUGAGUCAGGAUUCCCUCAAGGAAUCCUGGGAACUGUAGUUUAAGGGUGCUGAGAAUUGUUGGGAGGCCCCUAUUUCCUUCACAGAGCUACAGUAUUCUCAGAGUGGCUUAAUAAUUAUAGAAUUGUAGGGUUGGAAGAGAGCCCAAUGGUCACCUAGUCCAACUCCCUGCAAUAUUGCAAUCCCAGCUAAAGAAUCCCUGAUAAGUGGCCAUCCAACCUCUGCUUAAAAAGCUUCAACAAAGAAGAGUCCAUCACCUUCUGAGGCAGUCCUUUCCACUGUCAAUCAAUCCCUCUUCCUGGGGUCGUGUGAAAUUGUAGCUCUGUGAGGGGGGAAACUACAGUUCCCAUGAUUCUUUGGAGGAAGUCAUGCAUUUUGAAUGUGUGUUUAAAUGUAUGAUGUGGUGCUUCACAUCAUAAUAGAGAGUUGGAAGAGCCCUGAGGGUCAUCUAGUUCAACCCCCUGCAAUGCAGAAAUCUCAAGCAUUCAUGGCAGAUGGCCACCCAACCUCUGCUUAAAAACCUCCAACAAAUGGGAGUCCUAUCCACCUUCUGAGGGAGUUCAUUCCAUUGUCAGAUUUUCUCUCUCUUUAAAAUGGUUAUUAAUUUUAAAAUGCUUUUAUCAUAUAGUUUUUAUCUUUUUUAAGGUUUUAAACUUCUUUGAUAUGUUUGGUAA